CUCAGAGGCUAGAGGGAAGGAGAAGGGAUAAGGAGCGGGAGCUGAGAGGAGGGAGAGGCCGGUUUGGGUCUUGCCGCUGCCGCUGUUCGCCCGAGGUCUUCAGGCCGGGCUGCGGCUCCGUCCUCAGUUCCUGGGCACCGUCUGCGAGGCUCCGCCAGGCCAGUGUGAGAGAGCCGCAGGCGGCGGCCGCCGCAUCAUGUCAGCCAAGGACGAGCGUGCCAUGGAGAUCCUGAGGGGCUUCAAACUAAAUUGGAUGAACCUUCGGGAUGCUGAGACAGGGAAGAUACUUUGGCAAGGAACAGAAGACCUGUCAGUCCCUGGCGUGGAGCACGAAGCCCGUGUUCCCAAGAAAAUCCUCAAAUGCAAGGCAGUGUCUCGAGAACUGAACUUCUCUUCAGCAGAGCAAAUGGAAAAAUUCCGCCUGGAACAAAAAGUCUACUUCAAAGGGCAAUGUCUGGAAGAAUGGUUCUUCGAGUUUGGCUUUGUGAUCCCUAACUCAACAAACACCUGGCAGUCCCUGAUAGAGGCCGCGCCCGAGUCCCAGAUGAUGCCAGCCAGCGUGCUAACUGGAAAUGUUAUCAUAGAGACAAAGUUUUUUGAUGAUGAUCUUCUCGUAAGCACAUCCAGAGUGAGGCUUUUCUACGUUUGAGAGAAGAAUGUGUGUGCAUUUCAAGAAUUCAUUUUUUUAGGGGGAUGGAGGAAACUGUUUACUUUUUUCCUCUACACCUUUGAUUUUUGGCACUUUCACCCCUGAUUCCUUCUACGGCAAAACCCACCUGCGGCCACCAGGGGACCAGCUCUGUGUAGGUAACCAGAUGGCUUUUUUCUCUCAAGCCACCAUCUUCCGUUGACCAGAGUAUAAAUUCCCAGUCCCAGACCAGGGCAGAGGGCAUGCCUCGACUCCUUCCUGGAGUAGCCCCAGGGACAGACACACACCACGACCUGUUCCCAUCACCCUUCCUGCCUCCUCCUUGGGCCCUGCAGGCAACACAUCUUCUUUUGGCCCCUGGUUUUGGAAAACUUCAUGUUCCUGACCUGCAUUUAGUUUUUUCCUACCGUUUCUAUUUCAUACAUUCUCAUACAUUUAACUUGUAAAAUAGACGAUAUUAUUAUUAUUACAUAAUUAAUUAAAACAUGUUAAUUAAAAUA
Bubalus bubalis (water buffalo) is the source of this 1149-nucleotide messenger RNA. It is a transcript of the gene PDE6D, whose product is annotated as phosphodiesterase 6D. The record is from RefSeq and is a predicted model, not a curated record. Gene Ontology annotation, biological process: sensory perception of light stimulus. NCBI's taxonomy places the organism in Eukaryota, Metazoa, Chordata, Mammalia, Artiodactyla, Bovidae. Bases 197 to 649 code for a protein of 150 amino acids. The transcript has 5 exons. Gene Ontology annotation, cellular component: cytoplasm.